AUGCCUACGGUCAAAGCUGUUAAGGAUUCGAAGAAUCCUUCGUUGAAGUAUUUGAUAGUCAAAUUAAAGGAAAUCCAGUCGUCCUUUUCUGAUGUGUGGGAAUUUGUGGAAACGUUUCAAGAGGAUGCUACUCAUGCGCAGAUUUCGGUUCGACUUUCAGCGAUUGAUGAUUUAUGGGAAAGGUUUGGUGAAGUGUUGAUCGAUAUCAAAUCACAUGAAGAUUUUGUAGCGGAUGUAGAGCUUUACGAUAAGGAGCGAAAGGAGCUAAGUGAUCGAUAUUAUUUCGCAAAAUCGUUUUUGAUGGAUAAAGCUAAGAUCAAACUGCAGUCUUUCAAUGGAAAUAUUGACGAAUGGCUUGGGUUUCGCGAUCUUUACAUCUCACUUAUCCAUUGUAAACCUGAUUUGCCAGAGGUAGAAAAAUUCCACUACUUGAAAGGUUGUCUCCAAGGUGAACCAAAAUCGUUGAUUGAUCCUCUACAAAUCACAAGAGCUAACUACGUAGUUGCAUGGGAUAUUCUUUUAAAGCGGUACAACAACAGCAAACAACUGAAAAAGAGGCAGGUACAAUCGCUUUUCAAGUUGUCUUCGGUGAGCAAAGAGUCCGUUAAUGAUCUUCUUCAACUAUUAGAAGGGUUCGAGAGAAUAGUUAACACUUUGGAUCAGGUAUUAGAAGCAAAGGAUCACAAGGAUCUUCUAUUGGUGAACUAUCUCGUGUCUCUCCUUGAUCCAGUAACUCGUAGAAGUUGGGAAGAAGAAUCAGCCUCCAAGGAAGAAGAUACUUUAUCCGAUUUAACAGAUUUUCUGCACAGGCGGGUUCGAGUUUUGGAAGCUCUUCCACCAAGGUUGAAUGAUACUAAGGGUGCACCUCCACAAAUGUCAGCUAAACAGAGAGGUAAAAACGGAGAAAUUUCGGAAUCUUCAAGGUCAGGUGAAACCAAUGGCACUUCUAAGAGAGGAGAAACAUCUUGUCAGGUUUCUAACACAGCUUCAUCAUCAUGCUUGACAUCGGGUGUCGGGCGCAAGGCUAAUUGUCGGGUUCUUUUAGCAACUGUCGUGGUUCUCUUAGAAGAUGAAAUGGGAAAUAGAUAUCCAGCUCGAGCGCUGCUCGAUUCGGGAUCAGAAAGCAAUUUUAUGUCGGAAAGAUUGAGUCAGCGUUUGAAGAUGAGUCGGAAAAGGGUAGAUGUUGCGAUACUUGGUAUUGGUCGGACAUCUACCAGGGUUAACCACAAGGUUCAAGCAGUGGUGCGAUCAAGGGUGAACAGUUACGUUAAGGAAAUGGAAUUCCUGGUUUUACCCAAGGUAACGGUCGAUCUGCCAACUGCUACGGUUUCAACGGAUGAAUGGUCAUUCCCGAAUGGUAUUGAGUUAGCGGAUCCAUCAUUUUUUGAGUCGAAGGUGGUGGAUUUGGUGUUAGGUAUUGAGUCGUUCUUCGACUUCUUCGAAACGGGAAAACGGAUUUCCAUCGGAGACCAAUUGCCUACACUAACAGAGUCAGUUUUCGGUUGGGUUGUUUCUGGAGGUUUAUCGCAAGAGACUUCAGCACGGAUUGCUUGCACUGUUUCAACGACAGAGUCUCUUGAUACUCUUGUCGCUCGGUUCUGGGCUUGUGAGGAGCUAGGUUCGGAAAACCUUUACUCACGAGAUGAAAAGCGUUGCGAGGAAAUUUUCCAGAAAACGGUACAGAGAGACGGCGAUGGAAGGUACACAGUCUCUCUUCCUAAGAACGAAGAGGUUUUCCCCAACUUAGGCGAUUCGAGGGAAAUAGCCUUACGGCGCUUGGGCGCAACCGAGCGCAGACUAGCUAGGAGUCCGGAAUUGCAUGAGCUGUAUACCAAGUUCAUGGACGAAUAUAUACAGCUAGGGCACAUGAGAGAAGUAAAUGAAACGUCAGAUACUAAACGCUGUUUUUUGCCACAUCAUCCGGUCGAGAAGGAGAGUAGUACGACUACUAAGUUGCGUGUAGUAUUCGACGCCUCGUGUAAAACUACACCUGGUAUUUCAUUAAACGAUGGGUUAUUAACAGGUCCGGUUAUCCAGGAUGAUCUUAGGGCGAUAAUACUCCGCUGUCGAAUGUGUCAGAUCAUGGUCGUGGCUGACGUCGAGAAAAUGUUUCGACAAAUCAACGUAGCAAAGGAAGAUCGCCCACUUCAGUCAAUUCUAUGGAGGAAUUCACCAUCGGAACCAGUAAAGACUUUCGAACUGAACACGGUAACGUACGGUACUAAACCAGCUCCGUUUUUAGCUACUCGUACUCUAAAGCAGUUGGCGUUAGACGAAGCAGAGAGAUUUCCACUGGCCUCGCGGGUAUUUUCGGAAGAUACAUAUAUGGACGAUGUUGUAUCUGGUGCAGACGAUGCAAAAGCAGCACUCAAACUGAGAAUUCAGUUAGAUAAAGCUGCAAAAGCUGGAGGAUUUCGGUUACGAAAAUUCGCAUCAAAUUGUGCAGAAGUCCUGCAAGGGCUUCCACAAGACAGUGUAGCUAUAGAAGAGUCUUCAGAUAGAUCAGAGAAAGAUCCUUCAAUGAAGAUACUUGGGCUCACAUGGUUACCGAAACCUGAUGUCUUCAAGUACAACUUCAACAUCCCUGAAAUUCCAAAAUCCACGGUUUUAACAAAACGCAAGGUGCUGUCGGUAAUAGCUACGCUUUUCGACCCAUUGGGACUUCUUGGUGCUGCAAUAACAACUGCUAAAAUAUUUAUGCAGCAAUUGUGGACGUUAAGGAAUAGCGACGACCAAAGAUUGGACUGGGAUCAGCCAUUGCCUCCAACGGUGGGUGAGGAUUGGCUGAAGUACUACGAACAACUGGUUUCUCUCAACAACAUUCGUAUCAAACGGUGCAACAUAAUCCCAGGAGCCAUCUACAUGGAAAUCCACUGUUUUUCGGACGCUUCGGAGAAGGCGUAUGGUGGCUGCGUCUAUUUGAAAAGCGUCAACCCAAAUGGAGAGGUUAAGAUUUGUUUGUUGUCUGCCAAAUCGAGGGUAUCUCCGCUAGCAAGUCAGUCAAUUCCACGUUUAGAAUUGUGUGGGGCAUUACUAACUGCCGAACUUUUCAAAUUUGUUCAGGAAUCCAUGAAGUUCGAAUAUCCAGUUUACUUCUGGACAGAUUCCACGUGCGUGUGGCGAUGGUUACAGGCUGUUCCAUCUACUUGGACUACCUAUGUGGCAAAUCGAGUUGCCAAAAUACAAAAUCUCACAGAGGGAUGUGAAUGGAGGCAUGUCCCUGGCGUCGACAACCCAUCAGAUCUGAUUUCCCGCGGCAUUUCUCCCGCCGAAAUAGGUCAUUCUCGUUUAUGGUGGGAAGGUCCGUCCUGGUUAGCACUUGAAAAGGAAAACUGGCCAGAACUACCAGAUAAUCACUUAACGGAGAUUGGCGAAGAGGAAAAGCGCCGAACAACAAACACUUUCACCGUCACUUUGGCCUUUGGGUGGAAGAAGCGUAGCUCGGCAGGUUAUUCAAAAAUGUCACACAUGCUUCAAGGCUCGCCCACACCAAUUCAGCAGUUCAUGGCAGAACUGCCGGCUUCACGCGUAACGGUAUCGCGUGCAUUUUGUAAGACAGGAGUGGAUUAUUUCGGUCCAAUAUACAUCCGCCCGGCUCCCAGACGCCCAGUAGUAAAGGCAUACGUUGCUAUUUUUGUGUGCAUGUCAACUAAAGCAGUACAUCUUGAGCUUGUGUCAGAUCUAUCCACAGAACGGUUCGUACAGGCCUUGCGCAGGUUUGUCGGAAGAAGAGGAAAAUGCUCAGAGAUAUUUUCAGACAACGGUACGAACUUUGUCGGAGCUAGAAAUCAAAUGUCGGAAUUGUUUAGUCUGUUGAAGAGUCAGAAUCAUAGAGAAAAGGAUUACAAGGAAUGUGGUAACGAUGGAAUCAAGUGGCAUUUCAAUCCCCCUAGUGCCCCACAUUUUGGAGGUUUGUGGGAGGCAGCGGUGCGUUCCGCAAAAAAGCAUAUUUUAAGGGUUAUCGGGGAAAAUCCUGUGAGUACGGAAGAUUUCACGACGCUUCUAGUUCAGGUUGAAGCUUGUUUGAAUUCGCGGCCCAUUACACCACUUUCGAACGAUCCUAAUGAUCUAGAACCUUUGACACCGGGUCAUUUUAUAAUCGGAGAGUCCUUACAGUCCAAGCCAGAUAAAUCCUACGAAAAAACCCCAGAUAACAGGCUCAACCAAAUGCAGCUGAUGCAGAAAAAUGUUCAGCUGAUUUGA
Uranotaenia lowii is the source of this 4203-nucleotide messenger RNA. RefSeq lists its product as uncharacterized. The record is from RefSeq and is a predicted model, not a curated record. The transcript has 4 exons. Gene Ontology annotation, biological process: DNA integration. Lineage: Eukaryota; Metazoa; Arthropoda; Insecta; Diptera; Culicidae. Bases 1 to 4203 code for a protein of 1400 amino acids. Gene Ontology annotation, molecular function: nucleic acid binding.